Messenger RNA from Mytilus californianus (California mussel), 1418 nucleotides. RefSeq names its product kin of IRRE-like protein 1. NCBI's taxonomy places the organism in Eukaryota, Metazoa, Mollusca, Bivalvia, Mytilida, Mytilidae. The record is from RefSeq and is a predicted model, not a curated record. The coding region runs from base 235 to 1161 and encodes 308 amino acids. Gene Ontology annotation, biological process: homophilic cell-cell adhesion; heterophilic cell-cell adhesion. Gene Ontology annotation, cellular component: adherens junction. The transcript has 5 exons.
UAUUACAAAGCGUGUGUAAUAAAUAAUUUUUCUAAACUAUUAAAUUAUCCUACUACAUUCAUUUCCUUUUAAGGAUUCUGCCUUUCUUAAAUAUAAACCUUUGUAUGUGUAUGCAAUGGAAUUCUUAUUAUCCAGGUCUACUAUAUAGAUGAAGGAAAUUUGUUUAUCAUUGUUCACUCGACUAGUUGAUAUAGAUAUACGUGUAAGCACUGGUUUUAUUCCAUAUAUUCGGCUAUGAAGAUACUGGUAACGUUUUUUGUUUUAAUUUCACUAGGAAAAGAAAUACAAACGUGCCAAGAGGGAGACUGCAUAAAACUUGAAAGAUAUACAUACAGUAACUCUGAACCUAGCGUCGAUUUAGAAUGCAGUAUUAAUGUUCCAGGUGCGCGACCAAGAUCGUGGAUACAUUCUUUUAAAUCGAAGUUUAUUCGUAAAUUAUGGGGAAGAGUGUUCAAUAAUACACGUCAUGUAUUAUCUAUACCUUUUUGUAGUACUAUGGAUAUAGGUCAAUACACCUGUUUUUGGGAUAUGCCUGGAAAUCCCUCCAUCAACAAGACGACAACACUUAUAGUUAAUGGUCCUGCAAUUGUUUCAUCUCAUCUUGUAUACACACGGACAACUUGGACUGAAAUGAAUUUGAAAGUGAUGUUUUACUCUCAUCCAAUUCCUACACAGCUACAAUGGUAUGUCAACGACAAAGAAAUUAAACCAGGACCAAAGUACUCACAACCGAUUUACUUUGAAAAAGUAUCACUGCGAUUACACCAUAACAUACAUGUAAACAUUUCUGGAUAUACAGCCUACCUUACUAUUUAUAAAGAUACCUAUGAUCCUGCAGGUGUUUAUCGAUGUGUUAUAGAAAAUAAAUAUGGAACAACGGAAGAAAUUAUCAACGUCAAAGAAGAAAUGAUGCUACAGAAAACAACUAAGGAAUCAGUAGCCAUCAUUGGUGCUGUAUUGGGUGCCGCAUUAUCUUCAAUUUUGUUUGUUGUUCUACUAUGUUGCGUUAUUUUUGUAAAGAAAAUGCGGCGAAAAAAUACAGCCAAGAAGACAGAUUCACCGGAACUAGAAGUGAAUGGACUAUAUCAAGACUCCUCCUCUGAUGGCUACAUGUAUAUAGAUGAUUGUCUUACCGACAUUUCAAGUACAUAUUCUGAGUAAAAUAUUGUAAAAAUAGUUUUUACAAAGUCGUGUAGUAUUGAUAUGAUCAACCUGAACUAUACAAAUUUAUUUCAGUACUCUCUCAGUAAUGAAGGCUAUCAAUGGUAGAAGCCCUUCAUGUCAACCUACAGUUUAUUCAUUAUACCUGUAUGUUUGCAAAAUUGUAUAUAGAAUAAACCACAUAUUACAAACAUUAUUAAGGACUAGAAUUGAGAGUAUAAACUCAUGUUUACCUGUAAAACGUUUGUGUAAUUUUA